AUGGGUAGAAGGCCAUGCUGUUCCAAGGAGGAAGGCUUAAACCGAGGAGCUUGGACUACCCCUGAAGACAAAAUCCUAGCAAGUUACAUUAAAACUCAUGGCGAAGGGAAAUGGAGAAACCUUCCAAAGAGAGCAGGUCUCAAGAGAUGUGGAAAGAGCUGUAGGCUUCGCUGGUUGAACUAUUUGAGACCAGGAAUCAAGAGAGGAAACAUAUCCCAUGAAGAAGAAGAUCUCAUCAUUAGGCUUCAUAAGCUUUUGGGGAACAAGUGGUCCCUUAUAGCUGGAAGGCUUCCAGGGCGGACAGAUAAUGAAAUAAAGAACUAUUGGAACACUAAUUUAUCAAAGAAGGUGAAAGGCUACCAACCCAAGGUUUCAACUCAAAAGCAUUUGAACCACUCUGAAGAAGAGAAAUUGAAGAAGCAGCAGGAGACGAAAAUGGUAAUGGACCCACGUGUUGUUCGGACCAAGGCUUCAAGGUUCAACCGGGUUUUUCUCACUCCACAACCAACUAGUAAUUACCAAGUUAAUGAAAAUAAUAAUGAAGCUACAUUCUCAGAAUCCGAACCCUCCAAGGACAAAACAGUGGAAUUAGAUCAAGUGGAAGAAGGGGAUUCACUCAAUCUUAUGGUAGAUCUCGAUUGCUACUUCUCUGAUGUUCUCAAUUCAGAUUUGUUUGAAUUUGGUAAUGGAAAAGAUGGGGAGUCAUUGCCAUCUUGGGAUCAACCGGUCCUGUGCCCUGAGGUCUGGACCGGAGGUCAUAGUAUCGAACCGGAUUUCCAAUCCAUCAAUUCUCUAUUGGGUCAAGUAGAGAGUUGGUUAGACGAAUAA
This is a messenger RNA of Telopea speciosissima, 828 nucleotides long. Its product is annotated as transcription factor MYB1-like. The coding region runs from base 1 to 828 and encodes 275 amino acids. Lineage: Eukaryota; Viridiplantae; Streptophyta; Magnoliopsida; Proteales; Proteaceae. The transcript is spliced from 2 exons. The record is from RefSeq and is a predicted model, not a curated record.